UGCAAAUCGGGCCAGAGCCAGACGCUGGGUACUGACGACAGUGACAAAAAGUACAAAAGCAAAGGCGAAACCCAAAAUCUGUCUGUAGUUUUUAUUCGGUAUCUCGCGAGAAAAUCUCUAUUGCAAAAACGCCAACAUCAAGGACCAGUUAUAUCUAUUUCGUGUUUGGACUGCGUGAAUGCAAUAAUCUUUGCAGUGCUGUCACCAAAAGAGAAUGUCUGGGGACCUGGUUGGUGUUUGGGAAGUAGCUCUGAGUGAUGGGGUCCAUAGAAUCGAAUUUGAGCAUGGGACAACUACAGGCAAACGUGUCAUUUGUAUUGAUGGAAAGGAAGUUGUGAGAAGGGAUUGGAUGUUCAAACUUGUUGGAAAAGAGACAUUCAAUGUGGGUGGGACAGACACAAAAGCCACAAUAAAUAUUGAUGCUAUCAGUGGUUUUGCUUAUGAAUAUACUUUGGAGAUCAAUGGGAGGAGUCUCAAGUCAUACAUGGAGAAUAGAUCGAAGAUCACCAACACAUGGCUGCUAAAUCUUGAUGGAGCUGACUGCAGAAUAGUCUUAGAGAAAGACACGAUGGACAUAUGGUGCAAUGGCCAGAAGAUGGAGACUGCAGGAGAGUUUGUAGAUGAUGGCACUGAGACACACUUCAUGAUCGGUGACCAUGAUUGCUGCAUCAAGGCUGUGAGCAGUGGCAGGAGAAGGGAGGGCAUCAUCCAUUCUCUACUGGUGGAUGGUACUGAAAUUUCAUCAUCCCCCGAAUAAUAAAAACCAGUUCAGAAGUGAACGUUGAACUUAAAGUAUGUACCUGAAGGACAGAAUUUUCACAAAGUUAUUGCUACACUGACAGUAGAAUGGACUAGAGAUGGCAAAAGUAAGUGGCAGAAGUGUUUAAUUGGUAUUUCACUAAGGAAUGUAAAUUAUACAAUUACAUCGUUAACUGAUGCUGUUCGGUUAGCAUGUGAACAAAUGUUUAGCUCGUUUCAGGGUAAUCUAUACACUAGCUAUAUUUAUAAUAUUAAACUAAUGUAUUUUUGUCACACUUGUGUGCACACAAAAUCAUUCCAUUCAAUCAAAGAUCUCUGUUGUUAUACACAUUUGUGUACGUAAUUUAUAUUUUUCCAGGAGUAUUUUUUAACAAAUAUUUUGCAGAACUUUAUAAGUAAGGAUAAACCUGAUUAGACAUGCAUUAAAAUGUUCAAAAUGAAAGUGCAAAGUAAAGUAAAUGUAAGAGUUUGUAGUGUUUAUUGACAUUUUGCUGAUCUUGGACAUGGAGUUCUGUAACAGCGCAGCACAGGAAUGUGCAAAACAUAUACUUUGUUCAAAAUAACACUGCAGAAUCAAGCUAUUUAAUACAAAUUUGAUUGUAUAAUGUUUUGCAUAUAUCAUACAUGUUAUUGUAGGGGUGAACAAAGAGCUAUUUACCACUGUGAAAUUCAUAGAAAUUUUAAGCAUUUGAGUACUUGGGAUGUGGGGAACUUUAUUUUUUCACUGCAUUAACACCGUUUAUCAAGACUGUGGGCUUUGCAGCUCACAUUCCAUUCAUGUUCAGGGCACUGACAGGUAUGGAGAAGAGAAACUGAAUACUAAUAAGGGACAUUAAUGAAGACAUACAGCAGCAUCUGUAGUAGUAUUUAAUUGAGCUCAUUAAAUUAAUUAAAAGUUAGACCAAGAUAGGCUGGUAUAAACUAAAAUAGUAGGUCUUCGGUCUGGAUUUAUUUACUGAGACCACAUGCUAAGUAAAAUGUAAUACAUGUGCCAGAAUUCAUCUUUUGUGUGAUCUGCGAGUGUAAUGUCUGUUCGAUGUGACACUUUCAUUUUUAGCCAUUUUAUCCAGGGCCUGUGUCUGUUGCAUUAUCAAUAUUGGCAAUAAACUACACUUAGAUGUACUGCUCUAAAGUUUGUAACAACUUGUGGUAUCUCGUAAUAACCGUCUCUUGGACAAUUGUUACAGUAAGCCAUAGAUAGAAGGCAAUUAAAAUGAUCCAAAAAUGA
Molecule: messenger RNA, 1987 nt
Organism: Paramormyrops kingsleyae
Lineage: Eukaryota; Metazoa; Chordata; Actinopteri; Osteoglossiformes; Mormyridae
Product: fas apoptotic inhibitory molecule 1
Biological process (GO): negative regulation of extrinsic apoptotic signaling pathway via death domain receptors
Source: RefSeq, a predicted model, not a curated record